AUGUAUCUGCAUCUAAUAGUGCAAGCUUGUCACCAUCAUCUUUCCGUGGUCGCUUUGGCUUUGGCGCACGUAAUCUGUCUUGACUAUCACCCAACAUCUAUUGCAUAUAAUUGUUGUUCUUUGCCAAGUAAGGAACCUGAAUUAAAUGCGGGUCUCGCGACAUAUCUUUAUUUUCUCGAAUACUAUGUGGUUGCCCUCAGCUCUGAACGAAGGUUCAAAUUGACCGCAAUGGUCGAAAUGCUUGAGUGA
Plasmopara halstedii is the source of this 249-nucleotide messenger RNA. RefSeq lists its product as uncharacterized. NCBI's taxonomy places the organism in Eukaryota, Oomycota, Peronosporomycetes, Peronosporales, Peronosporaceae. The record is from RefSeq and is a predicted model, not a curated record. The transcript has 2 exons. The coding region runs from base 1 to 249 and encodes 82 amino acids.